UCGAGUUUUUUUUGCCUUUUUGUUUUGCGUCUGCCUCUGUUUAUAUGGCAAAGACCCGAUGCGUUCAUCUUCAGUUCGUCCACAUCGGUCACCACGAUUGGAAAAGGGAUAACUGAGUUUAUUCCGUUGGAAAAUAAAAAAACACCUAAUUAUUUACUGGCGUUUCUUGUGUCAAAUAAACCAUAAAACUCGUUGCAAAAUGACGCGUGUCGCUCUUUGCAUGGCCGUUGCUUGCAUUUUGGUGCAAUGCGUCUACUCUGCAAAGUUCGAUGAACAGAACCGUCGUCUUAUUCUCGAUAUAAACGACCAAAAGACAACGAACCGUCAAUACUAUUCGUCAAAUAUUGACACAAAUGCCUAUCGGUAUGGCUACGAUGUCGGCAAGACCGGCAACUUCCAUCACGAGACCCGAGGUCCCGAUGGAGUUACCUACGGUUGCUACGGGCUGAUCGAUCCCUACCACCUGCUCCGGGCAACACACUACGUGGCCGAUGCUCACGGUUACAGGACUGUGGAGCCGCAGAAGCCAGUGGAGACAUUCCCGCCACAUCUGUACAAGGAGACCGACGGUGGUCCUUCGGAGCCGGGUAUCCUGCUGCAAUGGGAGGAACUCUACUUCCCCAUCGGAUGUGGAAAGUUUGCGAAUGGCGCCCAACACGGAGUGCCGUUCUUCCUAGAAGACUUCAAAACCAAGGGAGGCAAUGGCAACGAUGCGAUACCAUCGUUCUCCUCCAACACACUAGUGAUCAAGGGCUCCGACCAGAAGAGUCUGCCCAUCCACAAGCCCACCGGUCCUCUGGUGCCCCAGGGCACGGGCAUCUUCGGCACCGACAAGGGUCACUCCGAUCUCAGCCAUCCCGGCGAUCAGGCGCCGUCCUUCCAUUCGGUGAACACCCUGCUACCGGGCAGCAACAAUGAUGGCCAGUACGUGCCGGACACUAAUCCCUAUGUGCAUGUGAUUGGACCCAAUGGCGGAAGCGGAGGCAGCGGCUCCGGCGGCGGUUUUGGCGGAAACGGAGGCUUUGGAGGCGUUGGCGGUUUUGGACCCAACGGUCCGGGUGGUCCCAAUGGACCGAAGGGACCAAAUGAACCAAACGGACCACCGGGACCACCUGGCGGUUUGGGUCCGGUCGGCGCGGGAGGAGGAGCCUCAGGAAAACCGGUCUACAAGGAUGGCGAUCGAACUGGCCUGGGCAGCGGUUCCGGAAUCGGGUCCGGUGAUCGCAUUAGCACCGGAAACGGUGGCGCUGUCGGUUCCGGCGAUCGUUACACCACCGGAAACGGUGGUGGCAGUGGCUCCGGCGGUCGCUAUACCACCGGAAACGGUGGCGGCGUCGGCGGUGGCGAUCGCACGGGAACGGGCAGUGGCUUCGGAAUCGCUUCCGGCGGCCAGUACCGCCCGGAGAAUGAGGGAACCUACACCAGCACCUACACGCACACCGAGACCGGUUUUCCUGGGGCCAUUCCAUACACUCCAGAUAACGGUAAAUAUAACGGCAACGGCGGUCAAUAUAACGGUAUUAACGAUGGUCGGUAUUAUCACGAUGAUUCGGGCAAAUAUGUUCACGUUGAAGGCCCAACCGGUCCUCCAGCACCCCCAUAUGUCCACGUGGUUGGACCCGAAGGCGGAUACGGAGGAAACGGCGGCAAAGGAGACGGCGGCGGCGUAGGCCCCGGCGGCCCAGGUGGACCUAAAGGACCCGGCGGCCCAAAGGGACCCAACGGACCCAACGGACCUCCCGGACCCCCCGGCCCACCCGGACCACCUGGACCUCCCGGACCUAAGGGACCCACCAAGCCCGGACCUUUCGGACCACCGGGACCACCCGGACCACCCGGACCCACUCGUCCUGGACCCUAUGGACCUCCCGGCCCACCCGGCCCAACUCGUCCCGGCCCACCCGGACCACCUGGCCCAACUCGUCCCGGCCCACCAGGUAAGACAUUUAGCUACAAAGUUUUGUCAGUAAGUGAAACUAUAAAUACAAUAAUUCCAGGACCUACUCCCAACGAUCCUCGUUACUCGGACAAGGAAACGCCCGGCUACCUGCCACCAAACCAACCGGGUAAAAUCUCGAUCCCACCCCACUCACAAGUCAUUCAAAUUGAACCACCCACCAAGCCAGUUUAUAAGCCGAAUUACGAACACAACAAUGAUUAUGUUAUUAAGAAAGUACCUGUAACGACAAAGCCACCACUAACCUAUAUUCCUCCUUCUUUCCCCAUCACUCCGAAACCCUAUGUUCCCGUUCCCGUUCCACCUCAACCGCCAUCCCAAAAAAUAACCACGACGACGAUCGUACAGCCAAAGGUCCCGGUUAUCACUAUUGAGAAGGAUAAGCCCCAUAAGAGCGUUACUUCACCGCCAGUGACAACGGGUAAUAUUGAAAACCACACGUACCUACCACCACCACCGCCGACUCCAAAAUACGUGACCAAGACUCCGACUCCGACUCCGAUUCCGAUUCCGACUCGGACCCCGCCCCCAAUUUAUUACGAACCCUCGCCACCGCAACCUUUUGCAAAGGUUUCUGUGACGCCACCGCCACAAAUCCAAUACCAUACGCCACAGGUUCCCACCGUGGCUACCCCAAACAAACCCGUGACCGUUCCGUACAAACCUGUGACCAGACCGCCGCCAGUUUACGUUGAACCGAAAGUAACGCCACGUCCCUCUCCACCUUUGCAUGUGCCAUCGAUCAGCGAGUCCUGUGUAUGUAACGCCGAUAAGACGCACUCAUCGAAAAGCACCCUUACCUCAACCACAACCACAACCACCACGAACUCCUAUCCCAAUCCCGCCUCCGUUGACUUUAACAAACAAUUUUCCGGCUUCAAUGGACAAGCAAACUUCGGCAGCAUAAUAAACGCCAUGUCACUGACCCAACUGCCGGUGAUACCCCAAGCCCCCGGACAGCCGGCCUUCUAUCCUCCGGACAAGAUCCCCAAGGGAGCCGUCAUUGCCCUGAUGCCCGUGGUCAUCCUGCCACAGGAGUACUAUUCCAACUGCGAGGAGAACUCAAUUAACCAGCACUCGAACAUCGAUCCCUUCCCGCUGGGCGUCCAGCCCUCGGUGUCCUUUAGCCUGCACUCGGUGCUGACCGGUUCGGCGCCCAAGGAUCAGUGCAUGUGCCCGUGCUCGUGCACCCAGAACCUGCCGGGAAGAUUACACAAGAAACGCGAGGCCAGCGAUGCUGAGGCUCCGGUGGAGGUCAAGGUGGCCUCUCCCUCCGAGGAGGUGAAGGUGCUGGCUGAGCCCAUAGCCUCUCCCUCCGAGGAGGUGAAAGUCCUGGUCGAUCCCAUCCCAGAGGCCAAGGCCAAGGUCGAACCAGUCGCAGCCGCUUCCGAAGAGGUCAAGGCCGAGGUUGAGCCCAAGCCAGCAGCCUCCGAAGAGGUCAAGGCAAAGGCUGAACUCAUUGCAGCUGCCUCUGAAGAAAUCAAAGCUAAGGUUGAACCCGAAGAAGCGAAAAUCCUGGCCGACCCCAAGCCCGAGAUCAAAGCGACUAGCGAGACGAACUAAGACAAGGACAGGAGAACCACCCAAAUCCCCUCCCAGAUCCCGCUUUAAUCCCAUCCCAACCUCGAUCCUACCUCCCCAAGUAAAAAAACAACAACUAAACCUAGUCUAAGUGUUUUUAGUGUCUGCCAGGCAGGACCAACCAGCAUUUAAGAAGGGUAAAUCGAGCGGAGAGCCCAGUUAAUGUGUUCGCUUUCUUGUGUGUUAUUCGAAUUCGAAGAUUUUGUAUAUUCAGCAGUUUUGGUAAAUGCACUCCAGACCGCCUGUCCACGACUACUUUCGGAGCUCUCUUUGUAAAAUUUUCCUUAAACACUGUUUGUAAUCUAAACGUUUCCUUGAAGAGAGAGCGCUGGGAAUUGGCAAAAAUGAGAAAAUUGUUCUGUGACAUGUUGUUUAUUAUGCAUUUGUGUAUGCUUUUUAUUUCUUUAUGAUUUUGUUCAGUUUUUUUUCUUUAUGAUUUUUUAUCGACUUUAGUUCUUAGUUUAUUUAAUGUCUACUCUAAUAAUGAUUGAGACGGAAUAUUGAAUUGUUAUAUCAAAAGAGAAAUAUUGAAAUUAAAUAAAAAUUAAGAAAAAAUGCA
Messenger RNA from Drosophila gunungcola (fruit fly), 4097 nucleotides. RefSeq names its product collagen alpha-1(I) chain. The transcript has 11 exons. The record is from RefSeq and is a predicted model, not a curated record. Bases 200 to 3520 code for a protein of 1106 amino acids. Lineage: Eukaryota; Metazoa; Arthropoda; Insecta; Diptera; Drosophilidae.